CGCUUCGGGUUCGGUACAGCUCCGCGGAGCUCCCGCUGCCCCCGAAGCGCUGCCCGUGCCGGGCUGCGGGGCCGCCGGGAGCAGCGACACCCCCGCGCCCGGGCGCACUGGGACGGUCCCGUUGCCAUGGCGGCAGCGUCUUGAGGGCGGGAGGAAGGAGGAAGCAUGGCCGCUCUGGCCCGGCUUCAGGAGAGGCUGGAGGGACUCCGGGAGGAGUAUUUCCUUACGAACAGAGCUAUAGAUGAAGACAGAAAAACAAAGUACAAAGCUGCUGUCAAAAUCCAGCGCUGGUUUCGAGCAUGCAGGGUCCGAGCCUAUCUGAGACAUCUGAGCAGAAUGGUGAUUUUGAUACAGAAGUGGUGGAGAGGAUAUCUAAGAAGAAAAAACUUCAGAGAAAUAGUGGAGAGAGCAUAUUUUAUUAAGAAGCUGAAAUUCUACAAUGAAAUGGCUGUCAGGAUCCAGAAAAUAUGGCGAGGCUAUUAUGUUCGGAAGUAUAUCCAUAAUUUUUAUGUACUGAAGAAAUACCUGAAAGCUGUUUCUGUGAAUAACGAGCUUGUCAGGAGUGAACUUCAAGAGUAUGCAGAAAUGAAGGAAAAUGAAAAGAAAAUGAAAGACCUAGAAAAGAAGGAAAAGGAAAAGAAAUACCAAGCCCGAAAGAUGCAUUACCUCCUUAGCACUGAGCAGAUUCCAGGCAUCUACAAUUCGCCAUUCAAAAAAUCCCCAGAUCCAAUAGAACUGCUGCUACGGAAGUCAAAGCCACUGACCCACAGAAAGCAGCAAGUGAAGAGUCCCUUUGCUGAGCUCUAUGACUGGCCAACAUGUAAAAAGCCUCCAGCUUUUGUCACAGCACUGCCUCUGCUACCUGCUGACAGACAAAAACCUCAGGGGCCUUUCCGCAAUCCUGCUGAAGUGUUGCAGCAGCGCUACAAGCCUUUGGAACCAACCCUGCGAGUGAGAGAAUCAAUGUAUUCACCACCAGCCAAGGCCAAAGAGGCAGCACAAAGGGAGGAAUGGAGAAAUCCCUUACAUGACAAUGAAUUUCUGCCAUUUUCAUCAUAUCAUAAAAAUGAUGAGAAGUAUGAGCCAUCACUUUGUAAGUCAGGCAAAUAUGGACAAGAAGCCUAUGGAACUAAAUAUUUCAGAGAAGUAUAUCCUAAGAAGUGGAUAGCAGACAAGGACUUUGAAACAAUGUUUUCAUCGAUUGUUCUCUUCGAAAAGUUUGGAAAAACUUAUUCCAGCACUGGACAAAUAGUGUAAAUGUCCUGAAAACUACAAACUAUAAGACUAUGAAAAGUAGUCAAUAAAUUUAUUACAGCAAAUACACAGCAGCAUGGUGACUGAAUGUCUCAAAAAAUACUCUUUGUGUGAUGUAUACUUUUUCUGAAGUAAUUUUAAUUGAUUUUGCUUGAAAUUUAGGCAAUAUGGCUUCCAAGAUUUAUAAAAAUUAAUUUUUUUAAAAAAAGUAUUAUCUUAAGGAAAUUAUUUCUGCAAAUGCUGUACUUCGUUUAGUAUAAAUAAUUUGGGAUGCAAAAUCAGAGUGAUCAAAUAAAAUACUUGGAACCACAUUUAUUUAUUACGUUUGUAAGUGAGGUUAACACUAAAAAGAAAAUAGUGUAAAAUUUAUCUGUCUUUUCUUUCCUCACAACUAUAAAUGUAUCUGGUCCAUCACUGUUGUUCUUCAUCUUCAGUGUUAGUAUCCUUGACUGAUCCAUGACUUCAGAAGUGCAGAAUAGGCAUUUACGUAGAAAAUAUUAUUUAAAAGCCUGUUAGUAAUUCUGUGGGUGAAGGAACUUAAGCUUUGAAAAGGUAAAGUUCUGAAAACAUAGAUACCUUUAUUACUAGGUCAAUUUCUCUAAUUCUAUUUAAUUUUCUUUAUCAGUACGUGCACAUUUACUCCUAUCCCAUAUGCCUUGAGUACAAAAUAGUAUGAUGCUUGGUCAGAAGAACACACUUGAUGACACAAAACUGAUGCUUAUUUCCUCUGUCCAUUAGCAAGCAGUCCUACAAAAUAUUGAGUAUCCUCAGAGCCCAUCCACUUCACAAGUCUCAGAGAAUUCAGCAUCAUGGGCAGAUCUCAGCAUAUCUAAAGAUCAAAUUAUAAGCUGGUUCUUAAAAUCAUGUGAGAGAAUCUUUACAGGAAUUUAAUGCUGAAUUUUCUAUGAUACCAUAUUUGCUUUUUAUAUAGUUUGACUAUAUUUGAAGCAAAUAUGUCUGUUCAUCUCUUACUCAGUAGUAAGCUUUUUUAUUACUAGUUGUUUGUUUUUUUUAAAUGUGAUUCUUCUGGCCUCUAAAAAUGUGAAGAAAACCUCAAUGUCUGUUUGUAUGAAUAUUUUUCUGAACCUGGUCUAGUGGAAGAUGUGCCUGCUUAUGGUGUGGAGGUUGGAACGGGAUGAUCUUUAAGGUAUCUUGCAAUGCCAGCCACUCUGAUUCUAUGAACUAAGAGUCACAAAUUUCCCUUCUAUAGGUUUUCAUCUCUCAGCCUAUGUGAAAAGGUUUUACUGCUACCACACACCAGAGUAAAAGUCCUUCCAAUUCUAUUCCAGCAGGUUGCAAGAGCUGUACCAGUAUCACUUUUUGGAGUUUGUUAUUUUCAAGCGUUAAAAAGUUUAUUUCUGUUAUGAGAAAUUAAGUCUGGGAAGCAGGAAGCAGCCACCCCAGUGGCUGAGUUUCCUGGGUAAGAUUUAAUCUGAUCCAAUGUAUCAGAGUGCUUUAGUUGUCCCUGGAAGGGACUGAACACUUCAAUGAGACACUUGUGCAAAACUGUUGAUGAAUAAAGAUGGCACAGUAAUUUUUAUAUGUGAGAGCUAUCUAUUUGAUUGCUUCAGCUUUCAAGUAGUUCAUCACAGUAAUUCACCCUGUGUUGCCUCUUUAACUUCCUACUGCAGUUUCCCAUCAGUCCGAUUAGAAAUGGCAAUGCCUUUAUCAGAUUAAUCUUUCUUUCUCUUUCUUCCUUUCAGUAUCUCUGACCCCAGGACAAAACAAAGCCUCCCACACAGCCUGUACUGCAGGGUGGUGGUGCACGUGGCUGAGGGACCAGAGCACAGGGGGAGAUUAAACCCAACACUUCCAGUUGGAAUUGUUUGAUACACACACACACACACCUUUCCUCAUCUUACUAUAAAAAACCCAAAGCUUUUCUAUUUCUGAGCAGAUAACCAGAAACAUUCUUACACAAAACCAGGUAUGUUUACUUUAUUAGAUAAAUAAACACCCACAAAACUAAUAAAGUAGCAAACGUAGUACCUGUGGGGUUUGGAUUUUGGGCAUCUUUUGCAAAUUGUAUUUCACAGGGAAUCCAAUUUUCUUUAUCUGGAGUUCAAACAGAAUUUGUCAUUCAUGGGCCUAUAGCAUCCAAAUUAUUUUGUGUGGCUACAGUAUAACCCCAGAACCCUUUUAUUUCUCAUCAAAUACAUUCAGCACUCACAUUUACACAAACCACUUGAUAAUUAUUCUAGAGGGACUAUUUUGCUUAAAUAGAAAUGUUUGCAUGUCGCAAACUUAGAGUUUUAACUAAAGUCAGUUAAAGAUAAAAUUUUUACGUUUCUGUUCACUGCAGUAAUAUAAUGAACAAGACAGGAAGAAAUUUGAUGGUAUCAUUGUGUAACCAACUGUCAGUAUAAAUACUGAUUGUGUGAGUGGUUUUACUUUACUCCUGUGUAACUUUCUUCCUGAUAUAGUUUAUUCUUCUGGUUUAAUUACCAAACUGCUUUUUCUAAUAUAUUUUUCCAGUAUAUUGUAUUUUUAACAUAUUAUAUAUUCUGUGUUUUCUUUAUUAAUAAAAUUGUUGGUUUAUAACAUG
Molecule: messenger RNA, 3799 nt
Organism: Parus major (Great Tit)
Lineage: Eukaryota; Metazoa; Chordata; Aves; Passeriformes; Paridae
Gene: SPATA17
Product: spermatogenesis associated 17
Exons: 10
Coding region: 166-1257 (363 amino acids)
Biological process (GO): mitotic cell cycle; establishment of meiotic spindle localization; spindle organization
Cellular component (GO): spindle pole
Molecular function (GO): protein binding
Source: RefSeq, a predicted model, not a curated record